Molecule: messenger RNA, 1443 nt
Organism: Ilex paraguariensis (yerba mate)
Lineage: Eukaryota; Viridiplantae; Streptophyta; Magnoliopsida; Aquifoliales; Aquifoliaceae
Source: the annotation of a GenBank genome assembly
AAAAAAAAAAGAGAAGAUGAGAGCAAUCAUUUUGUGUAUAUAUGUUUUGCUCUAUGUUGACUAUUAUGAUCCUUUUAGUCUAAAAUUUUAUGCUAGCCUAGAGAUAAGAUUUAAUAAAAUAUUGAAUUUCUUAUGAAUAGUACUAUCAUUAUAUCUAUAUUAGUAAUAAACUACACAGUUUUUUUAUAUAAAACAUGAUUAUUUGUAAAGCGACCCCCGAGUCCUUGUUUGUUUGAGAAAUGUUGCGUCCACCUGCACGUGUUUGUAUCCAUGUUUCUUAGGUAAUAACUAUAUAAUAAUGAUACGCGCUUGCAAAUAAAAAAACCAUCUUUUUGCUUAGUUUAAAAUACAUAUUUUGAUUUCAUUUUGUGAACAUAUAUUUGAAACUUAUAUUUGUUCAUCACAAUGAAGAAUCUUCUAGUCACUUGCUUCCCCUAACUUGUGGGCAUGUAGUAUAUCAAAUAAUAAUCAACUUUUGAAGUUUUGACAAUACAUAUGCUGAAGGCAUGAUUUCAUUAAUGUUUAUGUAUGCAGUUCCCUUUUCUGAGAUACAUCGUGUUGUUCUCCUGAAUUAAAUUGAAAAGCAUAACUCCAAGGGAUGAAAUUUGUUGGCUUAGGAACUCCUAACUACCCUUUCCUUUUGCCUUUUUUUUUUUUCCAGUGUACUUAAAGAAACUUAGUAAUUGAUUUAGUUGUUCUUCUUUAUAGGUUUUUGCUAUGCCAGAGGCAUCAAUUGGCCAUUUCCCAGAUGUUGGGUCAUCCUAUUUCCUCUCGAGACUGCCAGGCCAUUUUGGAGAAUAUCUAGGGCUUACUGGAGCUAGAAUUGAUGGAACUGAAAUGCUUACAUGUGGACUUGCAACUCAUUUUGUUCUUUCCAAGGAUCUUCAGUUGUUAGAAAAUGCCCUUUGUGAGGUUAUUUCCUCAGAUAAUGCAACGAUUUCUGCCCUCAUCAACAAGUUCACACAUAAAGCACAUUUGAAGCAAGAGACCUUUUUUAAGAGGUUGGAAUUUAUCAACAAAUGUUUCUCUAAAACGACGGUGGAAGAAAUAUUGUUGUCACUUGAGAAAGAAAUGGCCAAUGGAGCAGAUAUAUGGAUUGUGAAGGCAUUAAAUUCCAUGAAGUCGGCCUCACCAACAAGUCUUAAAAUUACUCUACGAUCUAUUAGAGAGGGAAGAAAGCAAGAUCUUAGACAAUGCCUAAUUCGUGAAUACAUUAUUAGCUGUCACAUAAUGCGAAGAACCGUCAACAAUGAUUUCUAUGAGGGUGCAAGAGCAAUGCUGCUUGACAAGGACAAGAAGCCAAAGUGGAUGCCUUCAGAACUAGAUCAAGUUAAUGAAGAAAUGGUGAAUCGGGUUUUCACCGAAGUGGAUGAUGAUGAAUGGGUUCCUAUGGAACUCCCAGAUAGACUUAAUGCUACCAACAUUGCAAAAUCAAAUCUCUAA